This is a messenger RNA of Oryza sativa Japonica Group (Japanese rice), 979 nucleotides long. Its product is annotated as peptidyl-prolyl cis-trans isomerase FKBP13, chloroplastic. Gene Ontology annotation, cellular component: chloroplast. The record is from RefSeq and is a predicted model, not a curated record. Lineage: Eukaryota; Viridiplantae; Streptophyta; Magnoliopsida; Poales; Poaceae. Gene Ontology annotation, molecular function: peptidyl-prolyl cis-trans isomerase activity.
ACCUUAUCCGUUUCUGCAACGCUACGCUGUGUUUCUCUGGUUUGGGGAGCUUUGGAAUGAACUGAGGCAGCAGCAGAGGACGGAGCCGGCAAGCCAUGGCUCCCUCCGCCGCCGCCGCCGCCGCCGCCGCCGCCGCCGCCGCCACCGCCUCGCCGCUGUCCCGUCUCCUGCUCAGCCUCCCAAACCCCAGCGUGAAACUUCCCGUGUCUUCUCCGAGCCGGAACGCCGGCGCCGCCGUGGCCGCCAAGAACAGCACCCCCGUCGUCGCCCUCCGCCGGCGCGAGGCCGUGGCCGCCGUGCUGUCCGCAUCCAUCCUCUCCCGCGUGCUCCCCGCGGCGGCGGAAGCGUCCGGCGGCGAGUGCCCGCUCGAGGUGGCGCCCAACGGUCUCGCCUUCUGCGACCGCGUUGUCGGCACCGGCGCCGCCGCCGAGCAAGGGCAGCUCAUCAAGGCGCAUUACACCGGGAGGCUGGAGGACGGCACGGUGUUCGACAGCAGCUACAAGCGCGGGAAGCCGCUCACCUUCCGCGUCGGCGUCGGCGAGGUGAUCAAAGGAUGGGACCAGGGCAUAGUGGGCGGCGAAGGGAUCCCGCCGAUGCUCGCCGGUGGAAAGAGGUCGCUGAGGCUGCCGCCGGAGCUGGCCUACGGCGCGAGAGGAGCCGGGUGCAGAGGCUGGGAGCCCACCUCCUGCGUCAUCCCGCCCAACUCCACUCUCCUCUUCGACGUCGAGUACGUCGGCAGAGCAGUCGGAUGAUCUCUCCCUGCAGAUUUGGUUUCUUGUGUUGAUUGAUGUAUGCAGAAUGUUCAGAGUAUAUAUCGAUACCGAGUUGAGAGUUUCAGACUGAGAACAUUUGCAGAGAGAUUUAAGCAGCACGAUCGUGGUCUACGGGUUUGAAAUAGGUUAUAGAUUGUGAAAAUUCCAAAAGCUUUGGUGAGUUUGGGCAUGAUCAAGCACAUCAUGCCCAAAACUUCAAUUCCAAA